AUGCCCAUCGCUCAACUCUCAAUAUUUGGUUGGCUAGUGCUUGGUCCAGUCAGCUUGUCACCAUUACAAAUGUCGACUGCGCAUCACAUCAAGGUUAACCAGUACGAUCUCGAUCUUCAAGAAUUGCUGACAAGGUUCUGGGUGCAAGAAGAGCUACCAACUGAUGCAGCAGACCAGCUUACCUUGGAAGAACAACAAUGUGAAGAUCAUUACAAGGCCACACACUCUAGAGAUCCAACGGGACGAUACAUUGUACGCAUCCCGCUCAAGCUUCCAACCAGUUUCUUAGGGAAUUCACACAAUACUGCUCAUCAUUGUCUCCAGCGCAUUCUCAGACGACUCAACAAGGACAAGGAAUAUCAGAGCCUCUACACCAAAUUCAUAAGCGAGUAUGAACAACUCAAGCACAUGGUGAAAGUUGGAUCACAACCAUCAUCCGAUGUUCCCCCAUAUUACUUGCCUCACCAUGGUGUGCUCAAACCCGACAGUACAACAACAAAACUGCGGGUUGUCUUUAAUGGCUCAAGUCCAACCUCAUCAGGAUUAUCUGUAAACGAUCUCAUGCACACUGGUGCAAAUCUAUUGCUCAAUGUUUCAGACGUUCUCUUGUGGAUUCGUAGUUACAGGUACAUCUUUGCCACAGACAUAACAAAGAUGUAUCGACAAAUCAAGGUACACCACUCAGACUGGGAUCUGCAGCGCAUUCUGUGGAUCGACGAGCAUCACAAUGAAACAUCAUAUCAUCUCACCACGGUCACUUAUGGAACGAAGGCUGCUCCAUUUCUCGCAGUAAGGACACUCAUGCAACUGGCCGAAGAUGAAGGCCAUCGAUUUCCACUGGCAGUGCCAUCAAUCACUCGUGGGAGGUACGUGGAUGAUAUUUUUGGUGGUGGUGACACAGGAGAACAGCUCAUAGAAAUUGCCCAUCAAUUAGAAGAUCUCUGCCAGGCGGGCGGAUUCCCUCUUGCCAAAUGGCACUCCAAUCAUCCAGAAUUGUUAAACGCCAUCUCAUUGACAGUCUCGAUCAACUCACCAGUCUCACUUGACGAUUGCGCAACCAAAAUCCUCGGAUUAAAGUGGCUGCCUCAAGAAGAUGUUUUCACAUUCUCAACAAGCUCAAUUUCUCACCAAGAACAGCUCACCAAGCGACGUGUACUAUCUGAAGUGGCACAGAUAUUUGAUCCACUUGGUUUUGUCUCACCAAUCGUAAUAAGAGCCAAGAUGCUUCUUCAAGAACUCUGGCUCCACAAGAUCAACUGGGAUGAACCGUUACCAUCUCAAGUUGUCUCAAGGUGGCUCAACAUCAGAAAAGAUCUCACAAGCCUGGCCAGGCUCUCAAUUCCACGCUGGUUCAACACAAGCAGUGACUCAACGGUUGAACUACAUGGCUUUUCUGAUGCAUCUCAAUUUGCCAUGGCUGCAGUCGUAUACAUGGUCGUGCACACGCCGUCCAAGGGCGCCAAAACUUCUCUCAUAUGCUCAAGAACAAAGGUAACUCCAUUGAAGAGGCUCACUAUCCCAAGGCUAGAACUCACAGCAGCGCUGCUUCUUUCAAAAUUGGUGAAAUAUGUCCAUGCCACACUCAAAAUGGACAUCGAGGAAACAUAUUUAUGGACGGACUCUCAAGUGACGCUCACAUGGAUCAAAACACACUCAUCUCGAUGGAAGGAUUAUGUGCGCAAUAGGGUAUCACAAAUCCAAGAACUCACGACACAUGCUCAUUGGAAAUUUGUUCCAGGUACAAUCAAUCCGGUUGACUGUGCAUCUCGUGGUGUAACAACAGCUCAACUUGAAGAUCAUACCUUGUGGUGGGCAGGACCACCAUGGUUGGCUCAACCGAAAGAUCGCUGGCCCGCUCAGCCAACGUGCUCGGACGAGCAGUGUACAACAGAAUCGCGCCUAGGAGUGUCACUCUUCACAACUAACAUGAAGGUGGAUUACGACUGGGAUCUCAUCUACAAGUAUUCAUCGCUCAAUCGACUGCUCAGAAUCACAGCUCUCUGUCAGGUAUUUAUUCGACGAAUGAGAAAUCGACAAGAUAGCCCUCAAGCCUCACACAUCUCAGUCGCUGACUUAGAGCAAGCUAAGGUCUUCUGGAUCAAGGUUACACAAUCAACAUUUUUUGCACAUGAGCUGAAGAUGCUCAGCUCACAAUCACGUCUAGCAACUUCUCAUCCAUUCAGUCGUCUCACAGCAUUUAUUGAUCAUCAAGGAGUUGCUCGUGUGGGAGGACGACUCAAGAAUUCCACCCUCAAUUAUGAAGGCAAACACCCUGCAAUACUCCCUCGCCAUUCGAGAUUGUCUGAAUUAAUCAUCAGCUGGUCCCACCAACGGACACUACAUGGAGGAACGCAACUCACCUUGGCGCAUAUCAGGCAAUCAUAUUGGAUCAUCGGUGGACGUGCUCCAGUAAAAUCUCAUAUCUUGCGGUGUGUGGUGUGUGCUCGACAAAGGGGGAUUCGUGCCCAUCAACUGAUGGGCCAACUACCUCUGCCUCGGGUCACACCCUCACGCGCAUUCACGCAUACUGGCAUUGAUUAUGCUGGACCGCUCACACUCAAAACAUGGAAGGGAAGAGGAGCCAAAACGCAUAAAGGAUGGAUUUGUGUGUUUGUCUGUCUCACCACAUCUGCAGUUCAUUUAGAAGUUGUUUCAGACUACUCAACGGACGGAUUCAUCUCAACGUACAGAAGAUUUGUCUCAAGAAGAGGCAUCCCUCAUUCAUUGUACUCUGACUGUGGCACAAACUUUGUCGGAGCAGAGAAAUCACUCCAAACAUUGUUCACAGAGAGUUCUCAAGAUAACCGGCGCAUCUCAUCUCUGCUUGCUCAAGAUCGCACUCAAUGGAUUUUUAAUCCACCAGCUGCUCCACACAUGGGUGGCAAAUGGGAAGCAGUGGUAAAAUCACUCAAACACCACUUGCGUCGUACCAUAGGAGAGACGUUGCUCACAUUCGAAGAGACGACAACCCUGCUUGCUCAGAUUGAAGCGAUCUUGAACUCACGACCUCUCGAACCACUCAGCGACGACUCAGAUGACAUCUCAGCGCUCACCCCAGGACAUUUUCUCAUCGGAAGUGCGCUCACAUCAGUACCGGAGCCGUCACUGAAGGACUUAGCCACCUCAAGGUUAUCCCGAUGGCAAUUCAUACAACAGCGAGUACAGCAAUUUUGGUCUCAAUGGUCAGCUCAAUAUCUGCAACGACAACAAGCAAUCUCGAAGUGGCAUCACCCAUCCAACGACAUACAAGUGGGCUCAUUGGUUCUCAUCACCGACGAGAGGCUCCCGCCAUGUAAGUGGCCAUUAGCCAGAGUCUCCACCCUGAUGACAGCCAAGGAUGGACUCACCCGCGUGGUGACCCUGAAGACACCCACAACGACGCUCACCCGACCAAUCACCAAGCUGGCACCGCUGCCCAUUGCUCAUCAAGGCCAAGCUCAACAUCCGUAG
Messenger RNA from Vollenhovia emeryi, 3450 nucleotides. RefSeq lists its product as uncharacterized. The transcript has a single exon. Gene Ontology annotation, molecular function: nucleic acid binding. Gene Ontology annotation, biological process: DNA integration. Lineage: Eukaryota; Metazoa; Arthropoda; Insecta; Hymenoptera; Formicidae. The record is from RefSeq and is a predicted model, not a curated record. Bases 1 to 3450 code for a protein of 1149 amino acids.